GUGACAAGAUAAAAAGCAAGAUGCAUGUUGUGGUUUUCCGUCGUUGGUUUCAUCGCGUAGUAGCGCUGUAGCUUUGCUUGCGCCGCGUUCUCUUCAGCCGUUCAUGGGACCAAAACGAGGGCAGCUAUCCUCCGGCUUGCGGGCCGCAUGGCGCAAGCGCAAGCGACCACCAGCACCAGACCAUGCGGAGGAGGAUACGGAAACUAUGUUGCCCAGAGCACAUCAAAAGGCCAGGGAAAUAAAGAUAGACGCGGAGCAGAUGAUGGAGAUCAUGCGCAGCAAGCGCAUAAAGCCGAAGCGCACGAAGGCACGAAUACGUGGCUUACAGCCAUCGAGUGAAAAUCAAGCUCGGUCAAAAAAGCGGAGCGCGAUCGCCGUUGCAGCCCUCCUGCUCGCCCACCUGUCCGUUACGCUGGCCGAGUGGCUGGCCAGCGUGGACGUCGACAUAGGCAGCCCAGCGCACGUGCGACCAUUCCUGCAGUUGGAUUCUCGCAGGCAGCAGCUCGUGUAUACCUACAGCCAAACCGACCUGGGCGUCGCGAAGUUCGAGACGGACGCGCAGGGCGCCAGCUGGAACGGCGCCGCACGCGUGUUCACCCAGGCGAAUGUGAAUUUGACGCGGAGCAAGGACCAGCUCGACGCCAUCGCGCUGUACCAGGACGAGCUGGUGGUCGCCAGUGCGGACGUGGUGCAAAUUCUGCAGCUGCAGCCGAACUUUCUGAACGUGACGUAUCAGGUGCAAAACCCCUGCGGCAGCGAACACGUCCGCCCGAGUACGGUGAAUUUCGACCGCCGGCUGUUGGUCGUCGCGUCCGGCAAAAACAAGACCCACCCGGAGGGGUCGCUCUGCGUGUUCCAGCGCACGACCCCAACCGCGCCGUUUCUGCUCGAUAAGAACUACUCCGCGGAGUCGGGUAUCUCUGAACUGGCCGUGAUCGACACGGGCACGGACGAAAUCGUCAUGAUGCUCAACCAGGACCGAAAAUCCCCCACCACCGGUGAGGAGAUGGUGGUCUUCACCGAUACCCCGUCGCGCGCAAAGAACUCCAUCGCGGUGGAGUACUUGUCCAGUGUGACCGUGGAGAAUUUCAUCCAGGUCGCGUAUCAACUGUAAAAAUGUCUGGGUCUGGAAGAUUGCAACUUGUGACGCUGUCUCUGCAUUGUACAAAAAUCCGUAUUGCAUGACCAGCAAGAGGGCUCCAGUUUGUGCUACAUGGAGAGGGUAUUUCUCAUGCGGGAUAGGCAUCAGAAAGCCCGCUGAAAAUCUGUGAUGCCAGGUUAUGCAUUACAGACGUCAUGUGUCAUGUAAAAUCUGCAUGACAUCCAGACCCAGACAUUUUUACAUUUGAUAUCGCGGCCUUGCAGCUGAUCGGCGGGAUACGCCAGGGGAAAAUCGCAUUCUGGCAGCGACCCACGGGGACGAUAUCAAAUGUAAAAAUGUCUGGAUCUGGAAGAUUGCCGGGUUUGUCAUGCAUAUUUUGAAUGAUCCAUGAUGUCUGUGAUGCAUGCCCUAGCAUCACAGAUUUUUUGAGUGCUUUGUGAUGCCUCUACCGCAUGAGAAAUGCCCUCUCCACGUAGCACAAACUGGAGUCCUUUUCUUGGUCAUGCAAUACAAAUUUUUUUAGAAUCCAGAGACAGCAUUACAAGUUUAGAAUCUUCCAGACCCAGACAUUUUUACCUAAGAUAGAUAGUUCCUAAAUUCAGAACACACACACAAGCUCCCCCAUGUAUAAGCUAAAAUCCGGCACCUAGUUCCUUUCAUGUUCAUGUCAUAAUAAAUCUCCGUACAAAAAUACUGAUCUAUAAUUUUCUAGUUCAUGCUUGUGGUGAUCCUUGCUCAAAUGCUGUGAUAGUUCUUAGUAUAAUUAUUUCGAAUGCGCAUUUGGGGAUAGGGUCAUGAACGGCAGUAGUGUCAGCGAAUAGUAGUGAGCAUGCACCCACGGUGUGCUAUUCGCACGGCCAUGACACUACUGCGCGAGCACCCACAGGCUCCCAGGUGCCUAGCGCUUUGGCCAGCGUAGCACCUUGGUAGAGCCUGCGGGACCCCGUGGGCAGAAGUUCACUGCACCCAAUUUGUAUGUUGCGCAAGCGAUAGUAUAAGUAGCAGUAGUUAGUUCCACCGGUGGACAUAAUAGCAUGCUUUAAUCUCUCUCUACAUAGUGCAUCCACGUAGUUCUCUUUUCUUUUCUUUCUUCAAAAAGUUCAAGUCGUUCUCUUCCCCGUGCUGUACCAAGGUCUUGUUUCCAGACAAAACACCAGACAUUUUUACACUUGAUAGACGACGGUCUGGUCUAACUACGUCAUGAACACGGUGCAAAACGUCACGAACUUGUACCUCGCCUCCGCACCGGACGGAACGUCGAUCACCAUGGCGGCCGUCAUUGCAGAGUCGGACAUCGCAGUAUUCCAGUUCCCGGUCUUCCCCGGGGCUGCGGUACGAGGGUUUUUUUUUUCUUUGGCUGUUUUAUGCUUACAGCAUGAUCUUCGUGCUGUGGUCUCUGUAUGGGACAACUUGCUGCACUGGGUCUCUGUACUAUCGGCUGCCAUUUUCAGAUGUGGUUUCGGCUCGACAUUGACAUGACAAACACGACUAUCAGGUCGCGAACACGGAGCCGUCGGUGACCCUCUCCGGCGUGGCGAACUCGACCGACGGCAAAAUCGUGCGUGUGAUGGUGGGCAGAACCGUGGGCGGCUGGGACCACUACAGUAUCGCGGCGCUGGUCCAGGAACCGAGCAACAACGCCCAGAAGCUGAAAACUUUGGUGUCCGGCAAGUGCCCCGUCUCGUCCUUCGAGGCAAUUCCCGGACAGACCAUGCAGUCGUGCUCGAGCAUGUGCGACCACAAGGCACGGUGCGUGCUCGCCGGCUGGACGGGCGGGACGUGUCGACUCUCCGACUCGACGGACACAACCGUGGCGAACUGCACCUACCCGACCGCGUACUCGUUCACAUACAAGCAGGAGCAGACGCCCGUCACCACCGUGGGGUUUAAGGACGCGGAUCUCGACCCCUACGAGCGCGGUGGCGAGUUCCAAAUCAGCUUCACUGGGGUUUUUGCAAAUCGAGUCACGCUCACGUAGGAUCUUUGAUUAUUUUCACGGGCCGAGUUUUGUGAAUUGCAGACGAAGUAUAGACGUUGUUCUUCCUUUUCAACGCAGUUUUAUUCUAGACGUCGCGACUGCACUGAGGCGUACUAGUAGAGCAAGUUUCUUUUGCAUCAACAUAGUGAUAAACUUUCAAAUUCAGGUUCAUCAACGAGACGCAAGAGCUUCGUUGUGUCGGGGGAAACGAGACCACUGGGAACUGUACCUUGCACAACAUUGAGCAGCGGUACCCGAUGUGCGAGGAGCUUGAUUACAACUUGACGGACGCAAUCGAGGUGGCGAACGUCGAUAAGGUCCCGGUCGACCCCCGCACCUUUGUCUUCGUGGAGGAGGGCACCGCGACGCAAACGUGCUAUCUGUCCGUGAACUAUGUGCAGGACAACCAGUACCAGAUUCUGCUACGCCCGGACUUCAUGUUCAACGUCACGAGGCUAGAUUUUCAAGCCGUUUUGCUGGAUCUGAAUGACACCAGCAACGUGCUCUACGCCUCGGACGUGUUCUCUUCGACCGGCGCUAUCAUGGACAACGUACUGACGUGGACGGGCUUGACCUUCACGGACACCAACCCCAACUGCGAGGCGCUGGGCGGCAAUCUUCUGUGGGGCUUUUCGGCGAAUUUUAUCAGGUGUGAAAAACCUUGUCCGCGUGCAGCUACUUCCUCAACGCUGAGGGCCGGCGUGCAGGGGAGCCUGAGACGGUCGGAUUGUAAUAGAACGGGAGGGGUUCACUUUUUCCACUAAAUUAUGUAGUCUGGAACGCUGGCCAAUUUGCAAAAAGUAGGUGAAAAAAAUUCUGCGCUUUGAACACUCACCUGGCGCUAAACCCUAUACCCUCAUCGCACGCAGUUACUCAAAGUGUGACAUGUAGAUACAGAAAACGUAAGAAUUUUCACAUGUGAUAAGACUCCAACUGGCGGACACGGUCCGGAACCCUUUACGCUUUUUCGGUGUUUACGUUAUGGAUGGCGAGAGCGUACAGAACUCGACGAAGUUCAAACUGGUCAACGCCGCGCCGCAGCCUGUGCACGUGUUUGAAACGGUAGACACGGAAAACGACCUGUACAGCCACUGGGCGGUGUUUGCGCAGACCAACGUUGGCGUGCACAAGCACAACGUUCUCGUGAAGGUUUUCUACGACCUUGGUUACCAGCCGAAGAUCAGCAACAUUCGGUUUCCCGAUGCCGACGCCCGGGCUGGCAGCGUCGGCGGCUGCGUCGUGUGGGACAUCAAGAUGAUCAACACGACGUGCCUGACCCGGCACGAGAUCUGGUUCCGCGCGCCCGAGAACUACAACAACGGCCAGGACAUCCAGAUGCUAGGUACCGUCAACGUGUCGACGCAGACCUUCGACAUCCCGAAGGACACGCCCAUGCCGGUACCGGAAAACGUGAACGUGUGGUAUGUCGUGAUCAAGUCUGGCUUCGUGUCAAAAGACCUCGAGGCCCGGGUCCUCGAUCCGCGGACGCACACGGAGGCGAAGUUGGUCUACACGCCGGACAGAAUAACGGGACAGCUGUAUGAAAAGGAAAGAUCCCCCCUCCCCAUAUCAAAAAGGAAAUCUGUGAUGCUGGAUUUGCGUACACAAAUCAGAUUUGUAUUGCAGCAAAGCAUUGCGGCCAGAUCCCCAGGCUAGGGAGGGGCGUAUGGAUCUAGUUGGUCAGCAUUGCAAACGGCUGACCUUUAGGCCCCACAGCAUGACAAAUCGCUUCCAUAAUGGGGAGGAAGCUUCUGCCCUUGUCUUCUUGCAAGACAGAUGUGAUUUGUGACCCCAAAUCAGCAAGACAAAUUUUCGGAAAGAUACCUUUUCGAUAUGGGGAGGGGGGAGUUUUCACUCAAUAAGCUGGAUUGGCCGAAGUCGUACGCGUUGGACCUGACGAUCCUGAGCCGGAACCGGAAUCUGUUCAACGACACGCUGUUCUCCUACCCGUUUCCCAACGCCCUCCAGUACGUCAACUACGCCCAGAUCGUGAAUUCGCCACUGUCGCUCGAGCAGUGGUUUUCGCUCCUGUCCGCGGGAACUUCGCACAUUCUCAUGACGGAGGCCAUGAUCGAGCACCAGUACCUGCGGAACAUCACGGCGCCGCCUUUGCCAGCGGACGAAGUGAUCAACUUUUUUCCGGUCCCGCUGGAUCCGGAGGUCGAUCAGUGCAUCGUGGGCGCGAUGCUGGACGAGCCCCUGUGCUGGACCCAGGCGCACGACACGCGGCUGGAGUACUGGACCACGCCCGUGCCCGAGCGACGCAUCGAGUGCGCGGUAGGGAUGCCGGGGUUGAGGACCACGCUGCAAAACCUGCAGUAUUUGUGCAGAUAUUGCACGAUGGAGAUCUACACGGCCCCGGCGCCCACUACGGGGCUGCCCACGGCCACCACCCGCGCAGCUUGCACGCUCUCGGAGCGAAACAUGUGCGCCGGACGGGUCAUAGACUUUUCGCAACUAGACGUCGUGGAGGAGGCUGCUACGCCCGCAGUCAGGUGAAAAAAAGCAAUAAAAGCGACGAAGUACA
Amoebophrya sp. A120 is the source of this 5607-nucleotide messenger RNA. The record is from the annotation of a GenBank genome assembly. NCBI's taxonomy places the organism in Eukaryota, Dinophyceae, Syndiniales, Amoebophryaceae.